CUGUGGAAAAUAGCCGCCCGACUGGAAAAAUCUCCGCAAACCCUGCCGGCCGAUUAUUCUUCCAAUGGCGGUUUCGAUUUGACCUAUGCUUCACGGAACCUCACGAUCAGCUCGUCCGGAUUUAUGCGCAAAUUAUUCAGCAUUCGUAAUCUGAGUCGGGAAUCGGUGAAACAGUCUCUCGAAAUGGUACGACAAUCGGAAUGUCUAAGUUGGGUAACGUUGGUGGGAUUCGAACGUCCGUUAGUCAACCCGGUAUGCUACGAUAUGCCGUUGCCGACUAGUUUUGGCAUUGUAAAACACCUUGUCGGUGACUUUGAUGCAGAAUGUCGUGUAUGGUAG
This is a messenger RNA of Echinostoma caproni, 339 nucleotides long. The record is from the annotation of a GenBank genome assembly. NCBI's taxonomy places the organism in Eukaryota, Metazoa, Platyhelminthes, Trematoda, Plagiorchiida, Echinostomatidae.